Messenger RNA from Closterium sp. Yama58-4, 2214 nucleotides. The record is from the annotation of a GenBank genome assembly. Lineage: Eukaryota; Viridiplantae; Streptophyta; Zygnematophyceae; Desmidiales; Closteriaceae.
AUGAAGGAAAGGAGGGACGGCUGGAGGGGGGACAGGCCGACGACGGGGCGGGGGCUGGUCCAUGAUGCUGCUCGCUCCCAUUUCGUCGGCCACUUGCCACCGCUCGCCACUGUCGAACCGAUGCGUCGCCCCGCUGCUCGCAACAGUCUCCCCGCAGCUCGCUACCGUCGCCUCGCUGCUAGCUACCGUCGCCUCGCUGCUAGCUACCGUCGCCUCGCUGCUAGCUACCGUCGCCUCGCUGCUAGCUACCGUCGCCUCGCUGCUAGCUACCGUCGCCUCGCUGCUAGCUACCGUCGCCUCGCUGCUAGCUACCGUCGCCUCGCUGCUAGCAGCCGUCGCCUCGCUGCUACCUUCGCGCCUUCGCUACCGCAGAUACCGCGUUGCGCGCACAUUCAACCUCCGCCGUCGCCGGGUCCUUUUUUUCUGGAAAAAUCGGCGAGCUCCUUCGUAUUCGACGGUUCUCCUGGAAUCGGCCAGCGGGAAUCGCUAUUGUGCAGUUACGACCUUGACGCUAGGAGGAGUCGCCGUAACGGCCCGUGUGCUGCUGGGGACAGCGACAAUAGUAGCGACGCCGUUGCGAAUUGGCGAAGGCGUUACGGUCACGAUGCGAAACGGAGUUACAGUAGUAGUAGCGACGUCGCGAAGAGGAGUCGCGACACGGAAGCGGCAACAGACGAACAAAGACGGACGUCGGCAGGGGUUGCAGAUUCUCCGGAAACCGACGCGUCGCCCGCGACUACCAGGCGAUGCGGAGAUAUCAACCCUGGCGACAACCCUGUGAAGUGGAGACUCUGCGACGUUCCUGCUGUGCGACGGACGUCGUACGGGCGAGUGGACGACGAAUUCCUGCGUCGCUUGCGAUCCAUCGUGGGCGACUCAAACGUGACGACGAACCGAACGGUGUUGGAGCAGCACGGCAGGGACGAGUCAUAUCACGAGGCAGUGCCACCAGACGCGGUCGCAUUCCCCCACUCCACUCACCAAGUGCAACAGCUGGUAACCGCGUGCGCUGCCGCCCGCGUGCCCGUCAUUCCCUAUGGCGCCGGCACCUCUCUGGAAGGCCAUGUAGCGGCGCUCUGUGGGGGCGUCUCCAUUGACCUGUCGCAGAUGAACGAGGUGGUGGAGGUGCAUGCAGAGGACAUGGACUGCAGGGUGCAGGCAGGGGUGACACGUCAGCAGCUCAACCACCAUCUGCAUGACUCGGGCCUCUUCUUCCCCGUUGACCCAGGCUCGGAAUGCACCAUAGGGGGGAUGACAGCAACAAGAGCCUCAGGCACCAAUGCUGUUCGGUACGGCACGAUGCGAGAGGCGGUGCUGGGAGUCACUGCAGUGCUGCCCAACGGGCAGAUUAUAAAAACGGGUAGCCGGGCACGAAAGUCCUCCUCAGGGUAUGACUUGACUCGCCUGAUCGUGGGCAGUGAGGGCACACUGGCUGUUGUCACAGAGGUGGCUCUGAGGCUGUACCCCCAACCCGAGGCUGUCUCUGCUGCUGUCUGUCCGUUCAACUCCAUUGCUGGUGCUGUGGACACGGUGAUAGAGACGAUUCAAACCGCCAUCCCUGUCGCGCGCAUAGAGCUCCUAGACGAGGUUCAGGUAGAAGCAGUGAAUCGCUAUUCCAAUACGCACCUGCAACCCUGCCCGACACUCUUCUUUGAGUUUCACGGCACUGCUGCUGCUGUGGAGGAGCAAGCAAAGCAGGUGUCAGAGAUUGCGUCUGGCAAUGGCGGGGGCUCGUUUGAGUGGUCGGCGGCUCCUGAGGAGCGAUCCAAGCUCUGGGCUGCCCGCCACUCCGCCUAUUACGCUGCCUUGGCCCUCAGACCCAACAGCAAAGGUCUCCUAGCGGACGUGUGUGUACCUAUAUCGCGAAUCACAGAGCUGGUACUCCUAGCGAAGCAGCAGAUAGCGCAGGCUCAGCUGGUGGCGCCAAUUGUGGGCCACGUGGGGGAUGGCAACUUUCACGUGCUCUUCAUUGUGGAUCCGGACAAUCAGGAUGAGCUGGCAGCGGUCAAGCGAGUCAACGACAGUCUUGUGGCGCGUGCCAUUGCUGUGGGCGGCACAUGCAGUGGGGAGCAUGGCGUGGGCUAUGGCAAGUUGCCAUUCUUGGAGUUGGAGCAUGGCAGCGCAGCACUGGAUGCCAUGGCAGCACUCAAGGCCGCAUGGGACCCGCUCAAUCUAUUCAACCCGGGCAAGCUAGGCCAGUUCCGCCUGCCCUGA